UAGCGCGACGGGGCCGGCAGAGAGGUAUCGAGCUGCGGCGAGAUGGACGGCGGCGGCGGCGGGGUGGGGAGGAGCAGGAAGACGGCGGAGCGGGAGCUGGAGAGGCUGAGGGCGGAGAGGGAUGAGCUAGACAUCCGCAUACGACUGCUGGAGUCGGAGCUCCAGACCGGCUCCGCCGCCCCUGCCUCGCCCGCAGGAGAGGACGCGUGCGGCGGCGCGUGCCAGGCCCGCCGUGGAUUCGCGCAGGAUGACGCCCUCCCGGCGGACAUGAUCUAUCGGUACAGCCGCCACCUCCUCCUUCCCGACUUCGGAGUCCAAGGCCAGCGGAAGCUCUCCGGCUCGUCGAUUUUGGUGGUCGGCGCCGGAGGAUUGGGCUCGCCCGUAGCGCUGUAUCUAGCAGCUUGUGGUGUUGGGGUCUUGGGCAUUGUUGAUGGUGAUGAUGUUGAGCUUAACAACCUCCAUCGACAGAUAAUCCACCAAGAAGCAUAUAUUGGAAGAUCAAAAGUGAAGUCAGCAGCUGAUGCUUGCCGUGCGAUUAAUUCAUCUAUUCAGGUGGUAGAGCAUCAUCAUACUUUGAAACCAAGCAAUGCCUUGGAGGUUGUGACAAAAUAUGACAUAGUUGUUGAUGCAACAGACAACCUUCCUACUCGGUACAUGAUCAGUGAUUGUUGUGUAUUGCUAAACAAGCCUCUUAUAUCUGGUGCAGCAUUAGGUUUAGAAGGACAGCUGACUGUUUAUCAUCAUAAUGGAAGUCCAUGCUACCGGUGUCUUUUUCCAAAUCCACCACCCGUGGCAGCUUGCCAGAGAUGCUCGGACAGCGGUGUUCUUGGGGUUGUUCCGGGAGUAAUUGGCUGCAUGCAAGCUCUAGAGGCUAUAAAGGUUGCAACUGGUGUUGGUGAACCUCUAUCUGGAAGAAUGCUACUCUUUGAUGCAUUAUCUACUCGUAUUAGAAUCGUUAAGAUUCGAGGAAGCUCGCCUGUUUGCAGCAUAUGUGCUGAAAAUUCUGUUUUCACGCAAGAAGAUUUUCAGAAGUUUGAUUAUGAGAGCUUCACACAAUCCCCGAUGUCUGACAAGUCGGCGCCGAGCCUGAACCUGCUACCAGAGAGUGCCCGCAUCACUUGCACAGAGUACAAAAGUCUGAUCGACAAGGGCGAACCUCAUGUGCUGCUGGAUGUACGGCCCGCUCAUCACUUCCAAAUAGUUUCACUUCCUCGGUCUCUGAAUAUACCACUCUCUGCUCUGGCGGAGAAACUGCCUAUGCUCGAGACCUCACUGAAGAAGAUGAUGGAUUCCUCGGACGGACAACCUGCUGUGUACGUGGUCUGCAGGAGAGGCAAUGACUCGCAGAGUGCCGUGCAGCUUCUUCGUGAGAAGGGCUUUCAUUCCACGAAGGACAUAGUCGGUGGCCUCCAGUCUUGGGCACAUGACGUCGAUCCCGAGUUCCCCGCGUAUUAGCAAGUGGGGUUUAGGCUUUGUGCUGAAGUUUCAGCGUUUGUAUUGAACGUGGACGUGGAGGUCGAGACAAUUGUUUUUCAUGUCGUUGGACUAUCA
Lolium perenne is the source of this 1551-nucleotide messenger RNA. Its product is annotated as adenylyltransferase and sulfurtransferase MOCS3-1. Gene Ontology annotation, molecular function: adenylyltransferase activity; URM1 activating enzyme activity; thiosulfate-cyanide sulfurtransferase activity. Gene Ontology annotation, biological process: tRNA wobble position uridine thiolation. Lineage: Eukaryota; Viridiplantae; Streptophyta; Magnoliopsida; Poales; Poaceae. Gene Ontology annotation, cellular component: cytoplasm; cytosol. The record is from RefSeq and is a predicted model, not a curated record.